This is a messenger RNA of Lathyrus oleraceus (garden pea), 1754 nucleotides long. RefSeq names its product L-Ala-D/L-amino acid epimerase. Gene Ontology annotation, molecular function: racemase and epimerase activity, acting on amino acids and derivatives. The record is from RefSeq and is a predicted model, not a curated record. The coding region runs from base 135 to 1430 and encodes 431 amino acids. The transcript is spliced from 6 exons. NCBI's taxonomy places the organism in Eukaryota, Viridiplantae, Streptophyta, Magnoliopsida, Fabales, Fabaceae.
ACAUGAAACAAGCAUAGAGCAUAGAAGGUUUGGGAUUCUAUAUAAAGAAUUAUAGAUAAAAGGAAUUAAAAAUGGAAGUUGUUAAUUAAGAUAGAUUUCUUCAUAAUUCAAUCGCAAAUUUACACAAAGUUUCAAUGGAUUUGAAAUUGCAAUUGAAAUCACCACUAUCACAGAGUUUCUUACUACGUUCUUCUCCAACCCAUUUCACCUACAGCUCCAAUUCAAUCCAUUUCACCAAAAAGUUUGCUUCUUUUUCCACAGUCAUGGCUACUUCUGCUGCAUCAGCGGCGAAACCAAUCGCUUAUGGUUUCAAAACUUUGUUGGAAACUUUCACUGUUGAUGUUCAUAGAGCAGAGAAUAGGCCACUGAAUGUGCCCUUGAUUUCACCUUUUACAAUUGCUUCUUCAAAGUUGGAGAAAGUUGAGAACGUUGCUAUUAGGGUUGAAUUGAGUAACGGUGCUGUUGGGUGGGGUGAAGCACCGAUUUUGCCUUUUGUUACUGCGGAGGAUCAACACACGGCUAUGGUUAAAGCUUCUGAAGCUUGUGAUUUCUUGCUGAAAUGUCCUGCGUUAACAUUGGGUUCUAUGUUGGGGAAAAUUGGUGAUAUUCUUCCCGGGCAUCAAUUUGCUUCGGUUAGGGCUGGAGUGGAGAUGGCAGUAAUCGACGCUGUUGCGAAUAGUAUUCGUGUGCCAUUGUGGAGGCUUUUUGGUGGUGCUUCAAAUACCAUAACCACUGAUAUAACAAUCCCGAUUGUUUCUUCAGCUGAAGCAGCUGAAUUGGCUUCUAAGUACUAUAAACAAGGAUUCAAGACAUUAAAGCUGAAAGUGGGAAAGAAUCUGAAUGCAGAUAUAGAAGUGCUUCAAGCGAUACGUGUUGCUCACCCCGAGUGUCAGUUUAUUCUCGAUGCUAAUGAAGGGUAUAACUCUGACGAAGCAGUGGAAGUCCUCGAAAAAUUACACGAAAUGGGGUUGACCCCUAUUCUAUUUGAGCAACCAGUUCACAGAGAUGAUUGGGAUGGUCUUGGUUACGUGAGUAACAUAGCGAGAGAAAAGUAUGGAGUAUCUGUUGCAGCUGAUGAGAGUUGCAGAAGUUUAGUAGAUGUUUACAAAAUAGUUGAAGGGAAUAUUGUAGAUGUGAUUAACAUUAAGCUUGCUAAAGUUGGAGUUAUAGGUGCAAUAGAUAUUAUUGAAAAAGCAAGAUCAGCAGGAUUGGAUUUGAUGAUUGGUGGUAUGGUUGAGACAAGACUUGCUAUGGGAUUUGCUGGUCAUCUUGCUGCUGGCCUUGGAUGUUUUAAGUUUAUUGACCUAGACACACCACUUCUACUAUCAGAUGAUCCAGUUCUCGAAGGCUAUGAAGUUUCAGGUGCCACUUACACAUUCACAAAUGCUAGGGGACAUGGUGGAUUCCUUCAUUGGGACAACCUUGCUUAGCAAGUUAUGAUUUUCUUGCACAAUAACUCCACUUCAAUAAAGGAGGCGGUCACUUGUCUCAGUAACUUGUCUCAAAUUGUGUUUGUGUACAAAGUACAGUCCUUAUCUUCACUUAGGAACAAAUAUUGUUGGAGAGAAAUUGUACCUCCAAGAGUGACUCAGCCACUACCUCUUUUACUUCAUUGAAAAACAUUUCAGGUCACAUGCAAAUAUUUGGUAGUUGCAAUAUUUGAUCAUGUUCAUAUAGUAUGCAUUGUUUGAACAUUUGUAUGCAAAACUUCUGGGAAUGUUUUUUUUGUUCAACAAUAUCAUGUUUUUCUCAAA